Candidula unifasciata is the source of this 660-nucleotide messenger RNA. NCBI's taxonomy places the organism in Eukaryota, Metazoa, Mollusca, Gastropoda, Stylommatophora, Geomitridae. The record is from the annotation of a GenBank genome assembly.
AUCAAUGCCUUGGAGGAAGCAGUCAGGAGAUUACAAACUCUUCUGACAACCAACGAGUGCCUGAGCAACCCGUGUCUCAAUGGCGGCACCUGUGUGGAUGUGUACAAUGGCUAUUUAUGCAGAUGUCCUCCAAACUGGCAGGGUCCACGCUGUACUGAGGAUGUCAAUGAAUGUUAUGACUAUGCAGGAACUGAUAUGGGCUGUCAGAAUGGAGCCACUUGCAUCAACUCUCCAGGAAGUUUCAGAUGUCAGUGUACAACAAACUGGUACGGAAUUCAUUGUAGCGAACAGCAUAAUGAUUGUACAGGGGCCUCUCACAUGGAGCUGUGUGGUCAUGGGACAUGUGUCAAUGAGGACAGGAUUGUUGCAGGACAGCCCAGGUAUCGAUGUAUCUGUGAAACAGGAUGGACAAAGUCCAGCUCUGGCCCAGCAUGUAUCGUAGAUGUUAACGAAUGUUGUUUCAACAUCCCUGGCUCAUUUGUCUGUGGCCACUGCCCACAUGGUAAUCAUCCUUGUUGUGUUUGUUUCACUGCUUCACCUGUUGUACCUGUAAGUACCAAUGUGUAUGUUGCUUCUUCCAUUGCUAGAUCAUCCCUUUGCUGGAACCCACAAGGUGCAAGAAAUAAAGGAAGACUUGAGAAACAUGAGGAUAAGAAGUAG